ACGAAAAGAAGAUGAUACUUGUCCAUUACCCCAAAUCCAUCACCGCAUCUUUAGUCUAGUGUAGUGUAGUGUCAUCACGCUAGCACCACAUUUUCCCCCAAACCGCCAACAUGGUCUCCCUCAAGCUCACCACCACCAUCGCCACGAUGCUCGCGACCCUCACCGUCGCCGCCCCAUUCCCAGGCCCAGGCCCAGACCCAGCUCCGGCCCCGGUCUCCACCUCCACCUCCACUUCCACUUCCAUCUCCACAUCCACGGCAACCAAGCCCUUCAGCUUCUCCAAAUGGGUAGACGACAUCCUCAACCCCAACGUCGUCGCCCUCACCCCAGAGCAAGCCCUCGAAGCCUACUACCAGAGCAUCAAUGGCACCAGCACCAGCAGUACCACUACUGGUACAGAGCUGUCCAAGAGAGCAGGCGCAACCUGCGAACCCAGCAACUCCAAGCGCAUGCCUGUCGCCGACGCCGUUUACAUAGUCAACAAGAUGGCCGCGGGCGGACAGAAGCCCGUUCACAUGCCGCCUCCCUUUUGCUCGGAGUCCAUCUGCCGCAGCACGAGCGGGAGGUCGGCAAUGGUUGGGCAGAAGGAUUGUAAUUUGUAUGUGGAGGAGCCGUCGGAGUAUUGGGCGAGGGCGGGGGGGUUGAUUAUGGACGCCUGCACUUGGGGUGACAUGAGCGGUGGUAAGAUCAUCAUGCCUGCGAAUUCGUACAUUACUGUGUUGCUGUGGGGUCAAGGGCACUGAUGACGGUUAAAAUGGGUUGAGAUGACUGUCAUGGGCAAUGGUUUAUGUGGUG
Messenger RNA from Neurospora hispaniola, 795 nucleotides. RefSeq lists its product as uncharacterized. The transcript has 2 exons. Bases 111 to 743 code for a protein of 210 amino acids. The record is from RefSeq and is a predicted model, not a curated record. NCBI's taxonomy places the organism in Eukaryota, Fungi, Ascomycota, Sordariomycetes, Sordariales, Sordariaceae.